ACCCCCACACACCCAUGCCGUGAUACUAACGUUCACUUUGCGCCAUCCGCACAUCCUUGGGCCUCCACGGACGCUGCCCUGACUCCCCGCAACUCGUCGAGCGCUCGCAUCCCCCAUCCCCAAGAUAUGAUUUAGCCGCUUGACACCCUCUCGCAACGCCAACACGAGCUCAAGUUCCGCAUCCGGCACCAUGUCUCUGAAUCUGGAGAAACAACUUGUCUUUUAUGGAGCAUACCACCAUAACAAAGUUAACGUGGGAAUACAUAUGCUUUGCGUGCCUCCCAUCCUCUUGACAUCUUUUCUCCUGCUCACCAACACACCGGCCGUGCCGCUGCCAUCAUGGCUUUCCGUUCCCAAUCUCCCGCUCAACGUCGGCACCGCCGGAGCUGUACUCUACUCGACCCUAUAUGUCCUCAUGGAGCCUGUCGCAGGAGCCAUGAUUGCCCCGAUCCUUAUCGGUAGCACCGCUUAUGCGAAUCACCUCACGUCCACGUAUGGCGCAUCAGUCAACUCCUGGGCUGGCGCAAUCAACAUUGCAUGCUGGAUUGCGCAGUUUGUCGGGCAUGGAAAGUUUGAGGGAAGGGCGCCAGCAUUGCUAGACAAUCUCAUUCAAGCCAUCUUCCUGGCUCCAUUCUUUGUCUGGUUCGAGGUUCUCUUCAUGCUCGGCUACCGUCCAGAGCUCAAACGUCGUAUAGACCAGGCUGUUGAGCAGGAGAUCCAGAAGUUUCAGAAGAGCAAGGAAAAGGGUCAGAAUGGCUCGGCAAAAUAAUUCGAUACUUGAAAUAUGGAUUUGAUGGCCAGAGCACAAGUGAGGCAUAGUGAUGUCUCUACCCAAGGUAAUAGAAGGAUGCGUUCAGGCGGCACUGCCCUAGGAUGCGCAUGUAAUGUAUGGAUACUACAGCAGAGUGAGCAUUGCAUGGUGCAAGGCGUAUACGGAGUUGUGUCGCCUAUGGUUGUUAGUUUUGCACAUUUUGUCUGUAUAUUCCUGCUGGAGGGGUUGCAACAUAGUAGGAUACCAAUCUAUACCGUUGUUCGCUCAGACUAGUGUGUUAACGUGUACCAAUUCGUUA
This is a messenger RNA of Bipolaris maydis ATCC 48331, 1070 nucleotides long. RefSeq lists its product as uncharacterized. NCBI's taxonomy places the organism in Eukaryota, Fungi, Ascomycota, Dothideomycetes, Pleosporales, Pleosporaceae. Gene Ontology annotation, biological process: sphingoid catabolic process. The record is from RefSeq and is a predicted model, not a curated record. Gene Ontology annotation, cellular component: endoplasmic reticulum.